Messenger RNA from Asparagus officinalis (garden asparagus), 778 nucleotides. RefSeq names its product dof zinc finger protein DOF2.4-like. The transcript is spliced from 3 exons. Gene Ontology annotation, biological process: regulation of DNA-templated transcription. NCBI's taxonomy places the organism in Eukaryota, Viridiplantae, Streptophyta, Magnoliopsida, Asparagales, Asparagaceae. Gene Ontology annotation, molecular function: DNA binding; DNA-binding transcription factor activity. The record is from RefSeq and is a predicted model, not a curated record.
UCUCUCCAAUAGCAUCAACCUUUAUCCAAAGAUCUAGAAGCGCGUCUCUAGAGAAAGAGAUAGAGAUAUCUCUCUCUCUCUCUCUCUCUGGCUUUCUCUCACUCUUUAACAAUUAAUUAACCAAAUCAAAUUAAAGAAACCGAGCAGGAACCAAACCAUGGCUUUCCCUUCAUCGCUUCCUCUCUAUCUUGAUGAUCCCCCCACUUCAUGGAGCCAACAGCAACAACAGCAAAAUAAGCCAGAUGGCGGCCGGGCUGCGGGCUCCGCCUCUACCGUCCCAAAGCCAUGGCCGCAGCGGGCCGCCUGCGAAAUCCCGCAACCCGAGGCAAGCCCUGAAAUGCCCCCCCGCUGCGAGUCCAGACCAACAAGCACAACGUUCUGCUACUUCAACAACUAUCCUUAUCUGCAGCCGCGCCACUUCUAGUAAGGCUGCCGCCGCUACUGGACCUCGCGCGGCUCGCCUACGCAGGCGUCCCGGUCGGGAAGCGCAGUCCCUGCCGCAACACGAAGCGCAGCCAACAGCAAAUCCAACCCCACCUCGGACUGCGCAAGGGCCACGGCAUUCAAGGCCCGGACUUGGCCACCGCCUGCGCCCGGCCGCGCCGCUGACCAGGGCCCGCCGCGGUCGGCGGCGCGGGGCCCACCAGCAUAUUUACGUUGGCCUCCAGGGCUGCUGGCGGGGCAGCCGCCUGGGCAGAACAUGGGGCCUGGGGUUCCCGGGGUGAGGGAUAUGGGCGUGGAGCAGUGGAGGCUUAACCAGCCUCCGGCAGAUGUAUGA